UAUACUCCUAGUAAAUUAUACGACCCAGUCGGCGUAAAGGCGUACCUACUCGUACUCCAUUCAUAUUUAGCUACAUGCGCCGGCUGCCGCGUGUUUUGUGAUUUCGCUACAAUAGUUUACUUUCGAAAUGUUUUAAUACGUUGUUUGGACUAAAACGAAAUGUGCACGAUGCUACACUUAUUAUUUAUAUUAUGCGCGACAGUAAUUCACCCAAUACUGACUGCGACACCAUUAAUUCUUACGCCGUAUGUCAAACAAAACAACACAGAAGAAGCCAGAAAUCGAUCGGCCGUUGACCCCAAACUUUUCCUCGAUGUAAGGAGCUAUUCAGGUUUCUUAACCGUCGACGAGAAACACAACUCGAAUCAAUUUUUCUGGUACUUUCCAACAAUAAAUAACGAUGGAAAGGAUAUGCCUUGGAUCCUUUGGCUUCAAGGUGGAUUGGGGCUGACCAGCAUGGCGGGCCUAUUUACUGAAAUUGGGCCUUUUGAAUACAUUGUAAACGAAACUAGAAUGUCUAGGGGUGGAUUUUUAAAAGAUCGGGAAUAUUCGUGGAACAAAAAGUUUUCAAUGGUAUUCAUGGAUAAUUCCGUCGCUGAGGGUUAUAGCCAUACGGAUAAAGGUUUAACAGGUAUACCGAGUGAUGAAGAGAUGUAUGCAAGUAAUCUAUUAUCAGCUGUGCAACAAUUAGUACAAAUUUACCCAGAAUUAAGUAAAGGCCCACUCUAUAUUGCUGGAGACAAAUUCGCGGGCCAUUACGCGCCUGCUCUGGCCAUGAAGAUCAUGGAUGCCAAAAAUUCAACAAUACCUAUUAACUUAAAGGGUUUAAUUUUAGGAGAUCCAAUAUUAAAUGGAGACAGUGUCACAGAUUAUUCAUCAACGUUUUAUAACUUCGGCUUGAUUGAUCGUCAGGGUGUGCUCGCGGCUAAACAAUUGCAGGAUAAGUUUAUUCAGUCCUUGGGAGACGGGAGUGCAAGCAACGCUUACAGUUUUCGUGAAGACCUUCUUAAGCGGCUGAAAGAAAUGUCCGGUAAACGACAGUUAUAUAACGCUGUGAAGGAAUAUGACAAUUUGGAUUACAAUUUUUAUGACUACAUAACAAAAAAUGAUGUGAGAGAUGCCCUCCAUGUUGGCGACCUAACGUUUUCGAUCACGGAUUAUUCAGUUAUAACGGGCAUGCAACGAGACUUCUUAAAUAACGUCACAGCGAAAUUAGAGAAGCUUAUAGAAAAUUACAGGGUCCUUAUCUAUUGUGGCCAGUUUGAUCUUGCAUCCCCAUGCGUUCCAAAUGCAGAGGGUCGGAGGAAAUGGCAAUGGAAGCAGAAGGAGGAUUUCCUGAAAGCCCCUCACCUACCUUGGUGGUUUAAUGACUCUAUGGCAGGGUAUAUAAAAUCGGGCGGAAACCUAAUGGAAGUACUAAUAACUAACGCGGGAAGCCUGGUGCCUAUAGACAGACCGGCCGAAUUGUUCCAUUUAAUCUCAAACUUCAUAGACAACAAAGAGUUCAACUUCAUUCUUCCACCGGAUUACGUCAUCAACGAAAAUAACACAGCGCCAUAUGUCGAGGAACCCAAAAUUGAACCUAAUAGCGAGCAUGUUAAGCUCACUAUUAGCUUGAUCGUGAAUAUAGUUCUCAUUCUAUUAUUGUUAUUGGGAAUAGUAUUGUUCUUGAGGUUUAAGAAAAAAAUUAAACAGCUCUAUGGGCCUGUGAGUGAAGGAGCGAUGAAUAUGCGAUGAUUGAGUGCAUUUGUAUUUGAUUUAACUUUAACUGUACUUAACUUUGAUUUAAAAUUUGAUAAAAUAAAUAAAAUGACUAAUAUACAUAGAAUAAGUGCGAGUAAAAAGUAUGCCAUUUCGUUUUAAUAAACUAUUUAAGAUACAAUGUCCGAGUAUUGUAUGCCUUAUAUUAUAAUUCGAGUUUUGAACUGGAGUAAAGAGUAAAAAUUCGUUUGGUAAUUAUUUGUGGUUCCUAUUGUCAAACAGUAUAAACACUAGUAAUAAUGAAUGAGACAAUGUUAUUUUUUUAAUAAAUGUUCUACGUGAAA
Zerene cesonia (dogface butterfly) is the source of this 2045-nucleotide messenger RNA. Its product is annotated as venom serine carboxypeptidase-like. Gene Ontology annotation, molecular function: serine-type carboxypeptidase activity. Gene Ontology annotation, biological process: proteolysis. Bases 160 to 1737 code for a protein of 525 amino acids. The transcript is spliced from 8 exons. NCBI's taxonomy places the organism in Eukaryota, Metazoa, Arthropoda, Insecta, Lepidoptera, Pieridae. The record is from RefSeq and is a predicted model, not a curated record.